Messenger RNA from Hydra vulgaris (swiftwater hydra), 1395 nucleotides. NCBI's taxonomy places the organism in Eukaryota, Metazoa, Cnidaria, Hydrozoa, Anthoathecata, Hydridae. The record is from RefSeq and is a predicted model, not a curated record.
AUGAGACCGCUUCUUAAUGUCAAUCAAUUAAAUGUAAGUAAUGCUGUCCUUGCUGCAUUGAAUGAGCAACCAUGUGUAGAAAAUCAACAUUCCAGAUUGUUUUUUAUGGAUGGACCAGCUGGUAGUGGUAAAACUUUUACAUAUAAUUAUUUGAUUGCUGAAAUGAGCAGUAGGGGUGUUAAAUCUGCUACAGCUGCAUGGACUGGCAUAGCAGCAACUCUUCUUACAAAUGGAUCUACGCUGCACGGGUUAUUUAAACUUCCUGUCCCAAUACUGGAUAACAGCACAUGUAAUGUGACUCCUAACUCUAUUCAGGGACAAUUUUUAAGGCAAGUUAGUUUGUUUAUGCUUGACGAGACAUCCAUGAUUCCCAAACACGCUUUAAAUGCAAUCGAUCGGUUGUUAAAAGAUGUUUGCAACAACAACUUUCCAUUUGGAGGAAAAGUCAUUCUUUUUGGUGGUGACUUUAGGCAAAUUUUGCCUGUUGUGAAAAGAGGGAGACCAGCUGAAGUUGUAGAAUCAUGUAUAAAAUGUUCUUUACAGUGGCAAUGGGUGCAGAAGUUUACAUUAACUGAAAAUAUGAGAGUACGUGAUGGAGAAGGAGAUUUUUCCGAAUGGCUGUUAAAACUUGGUAGUGGAACAAUACCUGGCAAGGAGGAAGAUCCUUUUAAGGGAUGUAUUGAAAUACCGCAACAGUGCAUUAUUAGAGAAAACGAAUCAUUUGUUGAAAAAAUAUUUGGAGAUGCUCAACAAGAUGAUUAUGCUAAACGUGUCAUUUUAACACCCACCAAUGUGGAUUCAUUGUCAAUCAAUGAAGAAGUGCUGGAACGUCUACAUGGAGAGGUCAAAACUUAUUUAAGUGCUGAUCAAAUAGACACUGACGAUCUUAAUGAAAGAAAUAAUUUCCCUGUUGAGUUUUUGAACAGCUUAACUCCUUCAGGUAUGCCUACUCAUUGUUUAAAAUUGAAAAUUGGUUGUGUAAUUAUGCUACUUAGAAAUUUAGAUCUUAAAGCUGGGCUAUGUAAUGGAACCCGAAUAAAAGUUUGUGCUCUCCAAAACAAUUAUAUUGAUGCAGAGGUUUUGACAGGUGUUUCUGAAGGUAAACGGGUAUUUGUUCCUCGAAUUCAGUUGCCUCCAUCAGAUUCUAAUUUACCUUUUGUUCUAAAACGUCGUCAGUUUCCUGUCAGAUUAGCUUAUUUGAUGACAAUCAAUAAAAGUCAAGGUCAAACAUUUGAUAGAGUUGGGGUAUAUCUAAAAAAACCAAUGAAUCAGAUUGAAGAUGAAGUUGCUGAAUUACUAAGAAUGUCAGGUGGAAGUAUAGCUGGUAGGACUGUGUUUUAUAUUUUAUAUAUUUUAUAUGGAGAAAUAUAUGCAAUAGGUGAAAAAAUUAAUUAA